AUGGUUGUGUGUUUUGAAAUAUUUAAAUAUUUAUUCGCUAUUAAUAAGCCAGUCCAAGGAGAAGUCAUGGCGAUGGAAUUUGAAGUGGAGUCUGUCCCUGCUUCCCCGGCCCCCAGCAUGGCUGCUCUUCGUUCUCGUGUGGAGCAACAGUCCACUCUGAUAGCCAUGCUCAAGCAGAGAGGAGACAACACACUAUCAGAGCUCACUGAAUCUCAGACUAACUACAAGAUGCUCUCUGUUACAAUGGAAGUCCUACAAGAGAGACUGUCACACGAGGAGACGCAGCGCAAACAAUUGGAGCAGAGGUUUUCUAUACUCGCUGAUAAUCACGAAGAAAUGAUCCGCAUUAAAGACGAGUACAAGCGAGCAAAUUCAGACCUGCAGGCCAAAUAUGGAGCACAUCUGUCUAAGGAGUGUGAAAAGUGUAUCAGUCUUGAGAACGAGUUGACAGAAACUAGAAAAGCCUUCUCUGAGAAUGAGAAAAUGUGUGCAACUUUGACAAGUGAUAGCUCUAAAUUUCAAUCAACGAUUUUACUACUUGAAAAGCAGUUGGAGGCUAUAAAGAAAGCCACAGAAGAGCAUAAAGAACAUCUAACAGGGAGGAUAAAUGAUUACGAAGAGCAAGUGUGUCGGCUGGAGUUAUGCUGUAGGAACAAUGACGAACAAAAUCAACAGCUCCAGGUUCAUAUCCAACAUCUUGAAAAGGACAAAGAAAGCAUCGCCCUAGAGUUAAUGUCUCAGAAGACUCUAUUGUUACGAUGUGAGGAGAAUCUCAAGAACUCUCUAGACAGAGAACAAACAGCACAGGAAGCGUUCAGGUUGCGUAGAGAAGAGGUGUCGAGAGAUGCGUGUGUCAAGCAACUGAGACAACAGCUAUUGACUACAGAGGAAAAGUUAUCAACAAUUGAAAAUGACUAUACUGCCUACAAGAACCACAGUGCCCAGUUGCUUGCUCAUGAAAGAGAACUGAAUAACAAACUAAGACACAUCCUAGAUUAGCAUUUAAUUAAUUUUACUGUUUACAGUUUUCAUGUGUACAAACAAUAAUUAUUUAAUUGUCAACAAAUCAUUAAUUUUAUUGACAGUCCCCAAAAUACAAGGACACAAAAUAUU
This is a messenger RNA of Halichondria panicea, 1113 nucleotides long. Its product is annotated as coiled-coil domain-containing protein 89-like. The record is from RefSeq and is a predicted model, not a curated record. The transcript is spliced from 6 exons. Gene Ontology annotation, biological process: RNA-protein covalent cross-linking. The coding region runs from base 1 to 999 and encodes 332 amino acids. Gene Ontology annotation, molecular function: hydrolase activity, acting on acid anhydrides, in phosphorus-containing anhydrides; RNA-directed RNA polymerase activity; structural molecule activity. NCBI's taxonomy places the organism in Eukaryota, Metazoa, Porifera, Demospongiae, Suberitida, Halichondriidae.